Molecule: messenger RNA, 916 nt
Organism: Paramecium sonneborni
Lineage: Eukaryota; Ciliophora; Oligohymenophorea; Peniculida; Parameciidae
Source: the annotation of a GenBank genome assembly
AUGUAAAAAGAAGUAAUAAUAAUAUUUAUCAAGAAGUAGAAUAUUUUUUUUUUUUAAUUUAAAUGUAAAAAUAGAUGCCUUUUACAUUUUAUUUUUUAUAAAUAUUUUUUUUUGGGAAGUUGUUGGGAUUGCAACGAUUUAAUAGAUGCUUUGAUCUCGUGUUUUUGCUCUUGUUGCGUUGAAACUUACAGAUUAGAUCUCAAUUAAAUUCUUAGAUUAUCGUGCAGAAUUGGAUUUUUUAUUCUCAUGAUUUAUGAUCGAGAUUUGAAAACUUUUACUUUAGCAGAGUUUAGUUCAUUAAUAGAAGAGAGGGGGGUUUUUUUAUUUACCUCACUUUUGUUGAGGAUGUUUAUUUCAUUGAAGGAGAAUCUCAAACCCGCAAAAGAGAACUUUGGUAUAAAAUUUUGGACAUUUUUUAAUAAGGUAUUGGAAUUCUUUACCUAUCAUUUAAUUAUGAAUCAGGUUUGGAAUUAACAGCUUUAUAUGUUUUUUUUUAAAUUUUGUAUUAGGGAUUUUUGAAUUAUUCAAAUCCCUUUGUUAAAAACCUCAUAUUAAAGAUUAUAAUCAAUAACGAGGGCUUAAGGAAUUUUUUUUAGGAGCAUUCUUAGAAUGUCUUGUAGUUAUUAUAUUGUUUACAAUGAAUUUGGUUAAGUACUGGAAUUAUAUUUCCUCUGUAGUUGCUACAAUGCUUAUUGUCACUUUGAUAGAACAUUUUAUUCUGCUUAUAGAAGUAUUUAUACACAUGUGUCAAUCAUUUUCAAAAACAUCAAACGAUUGCACGAAAAGCGUUUUAGGAUUUUUAUAUGGAAUUACUUUUGGUUUUUUCUGCAUAUUUUAUGGUAAUUAUUUGUAAUUGAUUUUGGAAUUCUUAUAAUGGGCCAAAAUAUGCAAAAAAUAAUAAAUAUUUUCUUUAUGA